Molecule: messenger RNA, 990 nt
Organism: Trypanosoma grayi
Lineage: Eukaryota; Euglenozoa; Kinetoplastea; Trypanosomatida; Trypanosomatidae
Product: putative chaperone-like ATPase (ISS)
Exons: 1
Coding region: 1-990 (329 amino acids)
Biological process (GO): double-strand break repair via homologous recombination; positive regulation of transcription by RNA polymerase II; negative regulation of fatty acid biosynthetic process
Cellular component (GO): BRCA1-BARD1 complex; plasma membrane; BRCA1-A complex
Molecular function (GO): ubiquitin-protein transferase activity
Source: RefSeq, a predicted model, not a curated record
AUGGUCGUAAAAUCUUCAGCGCCUUCUCCACAGUCAGAGACAAAACACGUCACAUUCGGUUCUGUGACAAUUGUGCAUGUUCCGCGCCGCCGCACCUGUUCUUCCUCGUCGUCCACUUCCAACUCCCUCCCUGCCACUGACAACAGCGUGUCAGUUGAUCUGAAUUUGUUAGUCUCGCCGCAUGUUGGAAGCGAGGUCGGCCACGCAACUCCAGAGGAGGCGCGGGAGUGGCACACUGCCCUGGUGGCGUCACAAGGCUCCGACUGUUCUCUGCUGCUCACUCAAGCCGCUCUGUGUUCUUCGUAUGAUGAGAGCGGUGAUGGCUCUUGCGACGACAGGGAAGACGAGCACGCCCUUCCUGCUGCUGGCACCCCCGCAGUCUUCUCGCCGCUGCAGUUGUCAUGUCCGUGGAGCAGCAGUUCUCAGUCGACGCAGGUGGCAUCGCCUGUAAGUUGUCAUGGUAGCGGUUUGGCAUCUGCUUCUGUAGAGGAGCAUGAAGUCCUCGGGGGGACACCCCUCUCGGCGAGUUCUGAUACUUCUUUUGCGCUAAUCAAUGCAGAUCGCGAGAAGGAGGAGGUGGAAGAAGAAGAAGAAGAGGCCGAUGCGACAGCGGCCGCGCGCAAUGUUCGCCGCCGCGUUGAAGUUUGUAAGGCGGCGUCCACUGCCACGUGUGUAUUCUGCCACGUCAGCAGGGAGCCACUAGAGUGUUACGAAGGGCAUUAUCUUCACUUGGCAUGCGCGCUGUGGUGCCCAGAGGUGUACUACGACACGGAGGCGACCACGCUGCGGAACAUAAAUGCCGUGUUGGAGCGGUGCCGACUCAUCAAGUGUGUUCACUGCCGACGUCCUGGCGCCCCUGUUGGUUGCGUAAAUGAGCGAUGCCAGCGAAGCUAUCACCUGCACUGUGCGGUAGAGGCAGGGGUAACGCUGAAUGAGAAAACGUUUGAGAUGCUCUGCCCAAAGCACAGCAGUAAACGCAAUCAGCUGUAG